AUGUCUGUCAAGGUCGCGUUGGUUGGAGGGGGUAUUUGGGCGAGGGAGGAACAUCUGCCGGCCGUGCAAUCUGCCAAGGAUCUCGUCUUGGUUGCGGUUUUCUCACGAACGCUGAAGUCAGCGAAGGCGAUCGCCGAUUCGGUGCCCGAUGCCGUGGACAUAUACUCCGAGGAUUCUGACAAUGGCUACGCCGAACUCUUGAAGCGUUCAGAUAUCGACGCAAUUAUUAUGUCCCUGCCUAUUAAGAACCAGGUAACAUACAUCCGAUCUGCUUUGCUUGCGGGGAAGCAUGUGCUCUCUGAGAAACCUGUCUGUGAGAAUAUCCAGGAUGCAGAAGACAUGAUCAAGUGGUACCGCUCAGAAAUCAAUGGCUCAUCCUGGGCCAUUGCGGAGAAUUGGCGCUUCUUGAAGAGCUACGAGUACGCGCGCGAAGAAGUUAAGACGAUGGGUCGAAUUCUCGGGUUCCAAGGUCGACAGCACGCCUUGGUUGAACCGACUGGGAAGUUUCAACAGACUGAAUGGCGAAAGAAUCCAACUCACCAGGGAGGCUAUCUCCUGGACGGUGGUGUUCACUACAUGGCUGGCCUCCGGCAGCUUCUCGAGUCGCAGCCUGGAAAUCACAUUGUUCGUCUAUCGGCGUUCACGAAUCAGCUUCGUGACUACCUCCCACCAGCCGAUACCAUCAACGCGGUGCUGAAGACGAAAUCCGGCAUCACCGGCACUUUUCAACUGUCUGUCGGGACCAGCUUCCGCGAAGAUUCGUGGGCUGUCUCCUGUGAACGUGGCUGGAUCACUGUUGAGGAUUCAGAGGUGACCAUCUGCCGGGACGGUCAAGUAACUAAGAAGACCGUCCAGAAUGAAAGAACGGGAGUACCUCCUGAGAUUCGUGCCUGGGGAGAGGCACUAGCUGCCGGGAAGGUUUUAAAGGAGCAGGGACCAGAAACUGCUUUGGCGGAUCUUGAGCUGAUCGAACUCAUGAUGAGGAGUGGCGAGAAAGGAGGGACCCCUAUGGAUUGUGUUCACCAAGAAGUCGUCUAG
Ilyonectria robusta is the source of this 1038-nucleotide messenger RNA. RefSeq names its product NAD-binding Rossmann fold oxidoreductase family protein. Gene Ontology annotation, biological process: NADPH regeneration. Gene Ontology annotation, cellular component: cytoplasm. The transcript is spliced from 6 exons. Bases 1 to 1038 code for a protein of 345 amino acids. NCBI's taxonomy places the organism in Eukaryota, Fungi, Ascomycota, Sordariomycetes, Hypocreales, Nectriaceae. Gene Ontology annotation, molecular function: nucleotide binding; oxidoreductase activity. The record is from RefSeq and is a predicted model, not a curated record.